CCGGGGCUCGCACUGCUGUCGCGAAAGGGGUGCCGGGUGUCCGGGCUCGGUGGGGCGGAGAGGUCAGAGUCUCGUUCCCGGGCUGGGGGCAGGUGCCGGAGCACCGGCCGUGUGGGAAGCCCCUGCGUUCGAGGAAGCGGGAAAUGUUGAUAUCAGCCUCGAGAGUCUCUCAGGGAAGAGGAGUAGUCGCCCACCGGCCCGGAUGGCGCGAGCCCUCUGGAUGGGCCGUCCUUCUGGAGGGGGGGCGGUUUCCGGGGGGAAACCGAGGAAGCUGAAACUUGGCGCUUUGGUUCCGAUCUGCAGCUGGUGCAGAACUGCUCUCCUUGCGCCCCCCGUCUCCCCCUGUAUCCUUGCUCUUCCCCUGUUCCCGCUCUCACCGCCCCGGCUUGUGCUGCCACCCAACCAGGAAACACAGAUUAUUGUAUUACUUUAGAAUAUAGGACCUGUGAUUGCAUGAGGAAACCCUCUAAUAUUGCAAGACUUGGAACCAGGUCUACCUGAUUCUGAGCAUUGCAAGAGGUUUUGUGUUUUUGUGGGAAAGUGAAGUGUGUCCAUAAGGCUGCUCUAAUGACGGAGCUAUCCGCACCCUUACCCUACUUCCAGAAUGCACAGAUGACAGAAGAUAGCCAUAUGAGCAAUACAGUACGAAGCCAGAAUGAUGGCAGGGAAAGACAACGCCAUGAACAUAGUGAAAGGCGGCGGCACGGUAACCCUGAGUCAGAGACCAAUGGACAACCCCAGGGUGGCACAAGGCAGGUGGUGGAACAUGAUGAUGAAGAAGAUGAAGAGUUGACUUUAAAAUAUGGUGCCAAACAUGUGAUCAUGCUGUUUGUGCCAGUUACACUCUGCAUGGUUGUGGUUGUGGCCACUAUCAAAUCUGUCAGCUUUUAUACCCGGAAGGAUGGACAAUUAAUUUAUACUCCAUUCACUGAAGACACAGAAACUGUAGGACAGAGGGCACUACAUUCCAUUCUGAAUGCUGCCAUCAUGAUCAGUGUUAUUGUGGUUAUGACUAUCCUGUUGGUGGUACUUUAUAAAUACAGGUGCUAUAAGGUGAUCCAUGCCUGGCUUAUAAUUUCCUCUCUCUUGCUAUUGUUCUUCUUCUCAUUCAUUUAUUUGGGUGAAGUAUUCAAAACCUACAACGUUGCCAUGGACUAUAUCACUCUGGCACUUGUGAUUUGGAAUUUUGGUGUGGUAGGAAUGAUUUGCAUCCACUGGAAAGGACCUCUUCGGCUCCAGCAGGCCUAUCUCAUUAUGAUCAGUGCUCUCAUGGCUCUGGUAUUCAUAAAGUAUCUUCCUGAAUGGACGGCAUGGCUCAUCUUGGCUGUAAUUUCGAUAUAUGAUUUGGUAGCAGUUUUGUGUCCAAAAGGUCCAUUACGUAUGCUUGUUGAAACAGCUCAGGAAAGAAAUGAAACUCUCUUCCCAGCUCUUAUUUAUUCCUCAACAAUGGUGUGGUUGGUAAACAUGGCAGAAGGAGACCCAGAAGCUCAAAGGAGAGUUUCCAAAAAUUCUAACUACAAUGCACAAACUCCAGUAAAUCAGAAUUCCAGCAAUGUUACUGACAGUGAUGAUGGCGGUUUCAAUGAAGAGUGGGAAGCUCAAAGGGAUCGUAAUCUGGGGCACCACCAGUCUACUCCAGCAUCCAGGGCUGCUGUGCAGGAGCUUCCUGGAGGAGCAUCCCAUAUGCAUGAUGAUCCUGAGGAAAGGGGAGUGAAGCUUGGACUAGGAGAUUUCAUUUUCUACAGUGUUCUGGUUGGCAAAGCCUCAGCAACAGCUAGCGGAGACUGGAACACAACAAUAGCCUGUUUUGUAGCCAUAUUAAUUGGUUUGUGCCUUACCUUACUGCUUCUUGCCAUCUUCAAGAAAGCAUUACCUGCUCUUCCAAUAUCCAUCACUUUUGGGCUUGUUUUCUAUUUUGCCACAGAUUACCUUGUGCAGCCUUUUAUGGACCAGCUAGCAUUCCAUCAAUUUUAUAUUUAGCACAUUAAAAAUUGGAAUCCCAUGGAUUUUUCUCCUCUGACUGUAGUAAAAUCUGGAGAGGACAAAAAAAUUUUCCUCCUCUUCAUGGAACAGUUUCAAGAUUCCCAGAUGGAUUCAUUGCAACUUUCUCCCAGUUUUUUGUGAGAAUUUGCCUCCCUGAACAUUGAAAGGCAGUAAAUGGUUUUAAAUGUUGAUUUUUAAUUUUUUUUUUCUACAAGAAGCCACCUGGAUUUGUGAAUAGAAAUAGGAGGAAGACAAUAGGCUAAAAAGUUGUUAAUGCUUCCACCAGCAAUUUAUCCCUUGGUAACAGGUAGAUAUUACCAACACUACAGACUCUCAGGACUACUAUUGCCAAGAGGUUAAAUGAGGGAAGUUGUUAAAUCAAACAGUAAUCUUUAUCUGAACCCACAUGUUGAAAAAAAUCAACCUAAUAAAUCUGUGUUAGUUAAAUGUUGAGCUGUUUGGGUGUAUCAUCAGGUGGACAGACAUCUGCAGCCAAAUGGAAUGGAGAAAAGGGAGGCAGCUUGCCACUUCCAGAUUUUUAUGCUAGAAGUUCAAGCCAUUUUCAAGUAAAAGAAUCUCUUCCACCUUGGGUCAAGCCAGGUGCUUAGACAGAUUUUAAUGUUUUUUUUUUUUUUUUUUGGUUGUUCUGAAGCACUGAAGUUUUAUCACUUUUCACUUUUACCAUUUCUUCUCAACCUCAAUCUAAAGUUUAAAAAAAAAAAAAAAAAAAAAAAAAAAAAACAACUAGUCCAUCUCAAAGGACUUUGGUUCAAGAUUCAAUAGAGAUUGUGGUAAGGGGACUAUUCAAAGCUUGCUCCUCACCAGCAUUCUCAAAAUGCUUCGGCUGUUCAACUAAAUUUCUGUCCGUCCUUGCUGUGAUGGCAGCACACAAUUAAUCUUUGUUUUUCAACAGGUACAGCAUUCCAAGUUCACUUUUCCCCACAUACCUUCCAUAUCUUUCCCCUUCACUCCAAAUUGCAUGUAAUUCUUCUAAGACAGAUAAUCCAUCAUAGCAAUGGAUGGGUGACCCAUUUAUUUUAGGAUUUAACUCAAGCAUGCUUAUGAAUUGCUGCAAUUAACCUUUUUCUUGUAAUUUCUUUAUCAAUAUAAAGACUCCAUCCAAAGUUUAUGGCCAAAAGCUGGGGAAUUAAAAAAAAAAACAUGAUGCUUUGUGAUAUUCUUUUUCUUAGUCUGAUACAAUAUUUCUGGCAGCUGUUGAGAAUUGGAAUGCACUGCUGAAGGCAAAUUAUUUUUUAAGUACUUUGUGAAUCAAUUUUGUUUAGCAAAGUUAGAAAGUAGUAUGUAGAAAGAUACUAUUUUUAGUCUAAAGCUUGGCCUAUGGAGAACAUGGGGUUAAGAAGGAGAAGUCACUGAUGAGUGAAGAAGAGGCCUCAAACAGCAAAUAGGCAAAAUAAACCAAAUACUAAAGAGCAGAUACCAAAUCAUUUAUCAAAGACCUUACAAUUGGUUUUUUGUGGUUACACCUCUCCUAUUGCAGGUUGUUCCAAAAUAUCUUUGUUUGAAUUGAGGACAGUGAAGACUGUGAAAGCAGUGAAAUCCAGAUUCUGUACAAGUAUGCCAAACAAAAAAAAAUCUGAUGACUGCCCUUUUUAGAGGUAAUCUCUCUAAAGUCUGUGUUGUAGACGGCAAACUCUGUUGGCCUUCUUUACCUCAGAGAACCUUCAGCUUUAGUGAUGAGAUGAUGUGAUCAGAAGGCAUGAGACAGUGCUGUGGCUCAGGAAUGGCCAGUAUCAUCUCUUCUCCCUAACAUGUUUCUAGCUGUAAUAUAUUUUCUAGAUUGGAGCAAUUCCCUGGAAUAUAUAUGCCCUGCCAGUGGAUGACUUCUCUGAUUUAUUAUGGUAAUAAGUAAAAUGUGUGUAUUCACCUGGUUUGGGAUUUUAUGUUUAGAUAAUGCCUUUGUAUCUAAGUACUUGCUUAUAUUGGAUUGCUUUGGGAAUUUCAGUGGAAAUGAAGGAUGCAAAAAGAAAGAA
Molecule: messenger RNA, 3974 nt
Organism: Sarcophilus harrisii (Tasmanian devil)
Lineage: Eukaryota; Metazoa; Chordata; Mammalia; Dasyuromorphia; Dasyuridae
Gene: PSEN1
Product: presenilin 1
Exons: 12
Coding region: 568-1980 (470 amino acids)
Biological process (GO): negative regulation of apoptotic process; Notch receptor processing; calcium ion transport
Cellular component (GO): neuronal cell body; nucleus; perinuclear region of cytoplasm
Molecular function (GO): aspartic endopeptidase activity, intramembrane cleaving; beta-catenin binding; cadherin binding
Source: RefSeq, a predicted model, not a curated record